AUGAGCUUAACGCCUCGCGACGACGACGACGAGCCUGUCCAUGGCUUCAUCAAUCCAUAUCCAGAGCUCAACGCUGGUCUGUGGUGUUUAUUCCUCGGUGCGACAGCCUUCCUGGCUUUGAGGUUAUGGGUAAAGAUAACUCGACGGCAUGGCAUGUGGUAUGACGACUACAUACUCAUUGUUUCAUGGGCUGUCCUCCUCGCAACCGACUCCCUCAUCGUCUACCAAUUCGGCAACGGCUACGUCCUCGAAAACUCCAAGCAACAAUGGGACGACCGCAUGCACAUCCUCAUCAACAUCUCAUCAUGUGGCAACCUGAUCGGCCAAGCAUGGACAAAGACGGCCUUUGGCGUGACGCUCCUUCGAAUGAGCAACCGGUGGCAACAAGGAAUACUCUGGUUCUGCAUCGUCACCAUGAACAUCUGGAUGAUCUUGAAGGUCAUCUUUCAGUGGGCCAAGGUGUGCGACAAGGACAGCUAUCAGAACUGGUACCGGCUCGACUUUUGCAUCGGGUGGAAGUUUCGGGAUAGUUUCAAAGAGGGAGGAAAUGUUUACAACAUCAUUAUGGACUUUGUUUUUGCUUCUUUUCCUUGGUUAAUCACACGUUCAUUAGAAAUGCGGAGGGCGGAAAAGGUUGGACUCUGUCUCACUAUGAGUCUGGGAAUGAUUGUUGCGAUUGUUGCGGCUAUUCGCGUUGGAUGGAAGGAUCAAGGAAACGACCGUGACUCGCAUUACAUGUGGCGCAACGGCAUGUCCCAAAUCUGGUACUCAUCCGAGGUUGCCGGAACAAUCAUCGUCCAAUGCAUCCCCAUCCUACGACCAAUCCUCCGCGACAUCCACACAUCCCUCACAUCAAGAAGGCUCGACUCAACAGCAGAUGGCGGGAAAAGCACCGGCUGGACACAAUCCCGAAGCACAAAGCACAUCUCAGCCCCCCUACCCCUAGCCGAAGAACGAGCCGCCGGAAACCCCGAACGAGUAGAGCUGAGAGACAUACCCGAAGAGCAAGAAACAGGAGGCUUCCAAUUCUGGGAUAAAAACCCAGCACCGGAAAUAACACCAGUAGCCAACGUCAUGUCACCAACAUCACCACAGUCCGACAACUGGCCAUUAGGUAGAGGAAGCGAGAGUGUAAGAAGUAUGGAGUAUGGGCAUGAGAGGAGGUCUCAUUCGAGUAUCGGAUUGGCGGUAGAUCAGGAGCAACAGGGGUUAUCACCACCACCGCGGAGAAAAUGA
This is a messenger RNA of Fusarium keratoplasticum, 1236 nucleotides long. RefSeq lists its product as uncharacterized. NCBI's taxonomy places the organism in Eukaryota, Fungi, Ascomycota, Sordariomycetes, Hypocreales, Nectriaceae. The coding region runs from base 1 to 1236 and encodes 411 amino acids. The record is from RefSeq and is a predicted model, not a curated record. The transcript is spliced from 5 exons.